AUUCUUCUUUGCAUUACACAUCUCACAUCUACAUCUACACCUCACGAUGUCUCUCAGACGCGGAGUAGGUCUGGCUGCGUUCGACAACAGCCAGCGCGCAGCACAGCAAUACUCAGACCUUGGCUCCUCCCUCCUCUCAGCUCACAUCUCCGAGCUCUCAGACCAACUGAAGACGUUUCAAUCCGCGCUCACCAAAUUCGCCGAGUCUCAUGCAAACGAAAUCAGGUCCGACCCCGUCUUCCGCGCCGAGUUUGUAAAGAUGUGCGCUGCGAUCGGCGUCGACCCGCUCGCGUCCUCGGCCGCGAACAAGAAAGGCGGGUCGUUCUGGGCUGAGCUGCUGGGUAACGACGUCAACGAUUUCUUCUUUGAGCUCGCGGUCAGGAUCAUUGAGCUCUGUCGACGGACGAGGGAGGAGAACGGGGGGUUGAUGCUCGUUGACGACGUGCGCGCGAGGAUAAACAGUCUCUCGCCCAACCGCCCGCCGGUGUCCCACGAAGACGUCGUGCGGGCGGUGGCCACGCUGGCGCCGCUCGGCCACGGAUUCGAGAUUGUCAAGCUUGCGAACCGGGAGUUUAUCCGCAGCGUGCCGCAGGAGAUGAGUAAGGACCAGGCGGUCGCGAUCGAGGCUACGCAGGCGAUGGGAUACAUCUCUGUGCCGAUUUUGCGCGAUAAUCUGAAUUGGGAGACGGCGCGGUGUAUUACUGUUUUAGACGAUCUUGUUGCUGCGGGAUUGGUCUGGGUCGAUGAGCAGGCGCGGCCGAGGGAGUACUGGACACCGUCGUGGAUCAAGCAGGUGUGAUGUCUCCUAUGUUUAUGUACAGGUUGAUCUGUUAUCUUGUUAUGUGUAGACUUGUGGUUUGGCAUGGUGCUUGGAGUUAUUGAUGGUUAUGGAGUUUUGUUUAUCCUACGAUCUAGUUAUAGCAUCUACAUAUGGAAUCAGCAAGUAUUGGUAUUAGUAAUCCAUUACAUAACACGAGGUAAGCAGUUAAGCGAAAACUUCCCCGAGGUCCACUCCGAGCGAUAAGAACGUUCUCGGCCGAUACCACUCUAUAAGCUGAGCCCCUCCUCCUCCUCCUCCUCCUCCAUCUCGACAUCAACUCACUUCCUGCACUCAAUUGAACAAA
This is a messenger RNA of Myxozyma melibiosi, 1124 nucleotides long. Its product is annotated as vacuolar-sorting protein SNF8. The transcript has a single exon. Gene Ontology annotation, cellular component: ESCRT II complex. The coding region runs from base 47 to 799 and encodes 250 amino acids. Gene Ontology annotation, biological process: protein transport to vacuole involved in ubiquitin-dependent protein catabolic process via the multivesicular body sorting pathway. The record is from RefSeq and is a predicted model, not a curated record. NCBI's taxonomy places the organism in Eukaryota, Fungi, Ascomycota, Lipomycetes, Lipomycetales, Lipomycetaceae.